UUUGUCUCUCACCCCUGAGAUGUCACCAUCACAUCAGAGACCAGCAUUUGGCUUGCCCAAAUCGGACCACAUCGCGUACGGAUUCAUACUUUCUUGUUUGAACGCUGGUAGCGAAUGUACAGAUUUACCCCUGGUGCCUGGCCCAGCAGUUUGAAGCGAGCAGAACGUACUAAUAAGACGUGAGAUCUUCAACGCUCUACCCCGUGGGUAAGAUCGUUCUAGAUUGCAGGUUGUAAGGUUGACCACUUCCGUUUGCUUGCAAAGACAACAUCGAGAUCAGCGAGAUCUUCGAUCUUACCUACGAUCUUUACUUGUUGCUUUUUCAAGACAAAAUCAUGUCGAUCCCAAGACCAGAGGGAGGGGAUAUUAACAUCGGGCACUCAAUCAUGGCCGAGGGGUGGACUCUUUACGCCUUCUCUACCAUAGUUAUUGCUGCGAGAGUGUACACUCAGUUGAGGCUCACUCGACAAUUUGGAGUUGGAGAUGUGGUCAUGGUCGGAGCUCUGGUCUUCGGACUUCUUCAAUUGACCAUGCAAACUUUAGCCUUCACUCAUGGCUGGGGAAGGCAUUUCUUCUUUCUCAGCGAUAGCCAGAAGGUGAAUGCAAUGGAAAUGGUAUUCGUGUCUGAGCCCCUUGCAAUUAUGUGCAGCACGUUUGGUCGCGUGUCGUUCAUGUUCCUCUUGGUAAGGCUUUUCGGCAACACCAAGGGCAGACGGUGGUUCCUGUAUGCCCUUAUGGCACAACAACUGAUUGUUAAUCUCUUCACCUCGAUUACGAUUUUCACCCAGUGUGGAAAUGUGCACAGUCUCUGGAAUCCCGUGGGAGAGCCGAGCAAAUGCUGGUCGCCCGAUGUGCAAACCGACACUGGAUAUGUCCAAGGAGUAUUCAACUCUGCUACUGAUCUCAUCUUGACCGUUAUGCCACUGAGAAUCUUCUGGACUCUGCAAAUGGACUUGAAAAUCAAACUCGGUCUGGCCGGUCUCCUUGGACUCAGUGUCUUUGCCUUCGCUGCAUCGAUUGUCAAGACCGUCAUGUUGAAGAACCUUGGAGAGCGCUCAGACUAUACUUACAACACCGUGCUCUUCUUCCGCUGGGUCAUCGUCGAAAACACGCUCGUCAUGGUCGCCUCCUCGGUUCCUCUGCUGCGGCCCCUCUUCAGCGCCGCCAAGAAGACAGCCAUGACGCACUACGGCUCGAACAGCGCCUACGAACUGGGCUCUCGACAGAAUGGCUCCACAUCCUUCGCGUACGGGAAGAACACGGCCAAGUCACACGUCGAGGCGUCGAGUUCGGAGGAGAAUAUAUUGCCGAUUCAGAAGGUGCCGUUAGGUACCAAGGAGAGGGUUCAGCAUUUCGGGAAGGGCGAUGUGGAACAGGGAGUUAUUAAGAAGGAGGUGCAGUACCAGGUUAAGUAUGAGACUGAUCCUAAGGCGGGGCUGUCGGCUGAGAUGACUGAGUGGGAUCCUCAUUCAAAUGGCGUGGCGAAGUGAUGAAAUGCAGGGAUGCGAUGGAAACGAUAUUUGUAUUUGUGGGAUCUCUCUGAUCAAAAGUUAAUGUUUUCUUGUCUUGGGUAUUUUGGGAGAUGUACGAUCAUGAUUGCUUUCCUUAGUUGCUGGAGAAAGCUCGAGGGACGGCGUUUACCUUGUAUUUUCUUGUUGAGCUCUGCAAGUGAUUGUAGAGAAUUCAAUAUAGACCCAGGACAAUGUAACGAUAACUUUACUCAAUGGAAAAGUGCUCAAGCCUC
Messenger RNA from Hyaloscypha bicolor E, 1744 nucleotides. RefSeq lists its product as uncharacterized. The transcript is spliced from 7 exons. NCBI's taxonomy places the organism in Eukaryota, Fungi, Ascomycota, Leotiomycetes, Helotiales, Hyaloscyphaceae. The record is from RefSeq and is a predicted model, not a curated record. Bases 336 to 1490 code for a protein of 384 amino acids.